CGCCGGGGUCCUCGGAGCGCUCGGGCUGCGCGCGGAGCGGGCUCGGGAGGGAAGUCCCGAGACAAAGGAAGCGCCGCGCCGCCACCGUCGCCUCCGCCUCGUCCGCCUCGUUUGCCGGGCUGCGACCGCCCGAGGACUUUGAAUAUGUCGGGGAUCGCUCUCAGCAGACUCGCCCAGGAGAGGAAAGCUUGGAGAAAAGACCACCCAUUUGGUUUUGUGGCUGUCCCGACAAAAAACCCCGACGGCACAAUGAACCUCAUGAACUGGGAGUGCGCCAUUCCAGGGAAGAAAGGGACCCCGUGGGAAGGAGGCUUGUUUAAACUACGGAUGCUCUUCAAAGAUGACUAUCCAUCCUCACCGCCGAAAUGCAAAUUUGAACCACCGUUAUUUCACCCUAACGUGUACCCUUCAGGCACCGUGUGCCUGUCCAUCCUUGAGGAGGACAAGGACUGGAGGCCAGCCAUCACGAUUAAGCAGAUUUUACUAGGAAUACAGGAACUUCUAAAUGAACCAAAUAUUCAAGAUCCAGCUCAAGCAGAGGCCUACACAAUUUACUGCCAAAACAGAGUGGAAUACGAGAAAAGGGUUCGAGCACAAGCCAAGAAGUUUGCACCCUCAUAAGCAGCGACCUGCGGCAGCAUCAAAAGGAAGGGAUUGGUUUGGCAAGAACUUGUUUACAGCCUUUGCAGAUCUAGCAUUGCUCUGUACAAUUACUAGUCACUAGGGGAGGCGGGCGGGCGCCAUUUUCCAUUUCCGCCACUGGUACACAGUUCUCGACUCGCUGAAUUGCCCAGUUUUUCAUACAGGGUCUCUUCCUUCAGUCUUUUGUAUUUUUGAUUGUUAAUGUAAAACUUGCUUUUAUUUUAAUAUUGAUGUCAGUAUUUCAACUGCUGUAAAAUUAUAAACUUUUAUACUUCGAUGAGUCCCUGAGGAGCUAGUUCCCUUUGCUCGCGGGUGCAGGCAUGCUUCCCACCGUCAGAGCUUACACGUAGCGUCGAGCUGGCUAUACGAAAAAGAUCAGCCUGUCCCCCGCCCUCACACCUCUGUCCUCUCUGCAGACCCCGGGUUGUGUUGCUAUGAGCCUCAGAUCCAAAGUCAGCCAGCCUCUCGUUUCCGCAUCACUUCCUUUGUGUUUAUAUGGCGUUUUGUCUGUGUUGCUGUUUAGAGUAAAUAAACUGUUUAUAUAAAGGUUUUUGUUGCAUUAUCGUCAUUAAAAGUGUGAGGAGGCGGCCUUGGGGUGCCCAGGCCCUCUGCACUCAGCCGCAGGUCUCACAGAGCACCGGCCUCAGCGCCAACACAUCUUGCUGCCUGUGCCUGGGCCCUGCGUGGCGUUUGUCCUGGUCCUUUGUAAAUAGUGCUGUGUACAGAGAUGGCGUGUGUCCAGGGCUUCUGUCCCCCGCACGUGGGUCUUCAGGCCAUAGAGCGCUAGCGUUCAGAUCUGAUCAGGUUGGGACUGGCAUCAAGACCUUUCUAAAGCACGCGCCACCCGAGCCAUCAGGAGGACGAGGUGCCUGAACCCAGGCAAGGGCCGAGUCUGAGUGAGGACUGCAUCCAAGCCAUGGGCCCUCCUCAGUGGCUGGCCGAGGGUGGCUGCGCCGUGGCGAUGCUGCCUUGCCUCUGGACAGGGCACGUGGCCUCGCAUCCGGUAGUGCACUGCCUGCCCAGGCCUCGGCUGCCCUUAGGCCUCGGCUGCCCUUAGGCCUCUGCCUGUAGCGCCCACAGCCCUCCCAUGCUCACUGCAUCGGCCCCACCCCUAUGCGCAGGUGGUCCCAGGCACCAGGACACCCCAAGAGCAGCUUUGAGGGCCGCUGUCGCAUGCUCUUCCUGUUUCCUGAAGCAUUCUGAACCUGGUCGCCCAAGGAGGCCGCUCUCCCCAGAAGGCACCCUGGAGCCUGACUGAGCCCGCAGCAGAGCUUCCCGGAGUUGGCUGCCUGUUCUGUCCUGUCUGGAAGCAGGCCUGGACCCCAGCUCAGCGGGGAGGUGCCAUAGAUGGAGACAGGAAGUGGCAGCAGGGGACCUGGCCUCUGGGCCCAGCAAGCACAGUGUUGACCAUACCGGAGGCCUGGAGCUGGCCCCGUACCAGCUGGCCUUGCCCCUCCCUCCCCGAGGACCCUCGCUGUCAGAACCAGUUUGCCUGUGGCUCCGGCACACGGACUGAAGCGGGGAUGGUCCCCGAAGGGGUGGGGAGCGAAGGGAGGGCUGGUCAUCCGGGCCCUCGGCCAGGAAGGGGUGCGUCCGUUCACCCCACAAAAUGUUGCCCCCUCAGCCGACAGCACCUGCGUGGCCCGAGGGCCCAGUGCCUUGUUCACUUGCUUAGCUGGACGUCUGUCAGGGUGCUGAGCUCUGAGCUCUUGGUUGGAUGUUCGCGAUUAUUCCUAAUGCAGGGGGCCUUACUGGGGGGGUUCAGCAGGUCAUGUGUGUAUAGCCCCUUCCAGAAUGUCUUAUUUUGUAAUGACUGAACUACACUUAGUAAUAGUGACACAUGUAUAUGGUUAAUAUAUAUGGAAAUGCAAUAUAUUUUCUAGUUAAGAGCAUUCUAAAGUAAUCGAUGUUUCUAGCAAAUUGUCGUGACUUGGGCUAAUGAAAUGUCCUUUUGUGCCACAGUCCUUGGCUUAACAAAGAUGUGAAUCUUGUAACACGAGAACUAUGAAAUGUGAUCAUUCUGUUUCUACUGUAAGGGAAGAGAGUGUGUUCCCAGCAUGAGGCGCCUAAUUAGGAAUUGUGGGCAAUAGAUUAACCACUGUAUCUAAGAAUCCUCUAAUUAAAACAUUUCCACAAUC
Hipposideros armiger (great roundleaf bat) is the source of this 2780-nucleotide messenger RNA. RefSeq names its product ubiquitin conjugating enzyme E2 I (gene UBE2I). The record is from RefSeq and is a predicted model, not a curated record. The coding region runs from base 145 to 621 and encodes 158 amino acids. NCBI's taxonomy places the organism in Eukaryota, Metazoa, Chordata, Mammalia, Chiroptera, Hipposideridae. The transcript is spliced from 7 exons.